AUGGCACGCUGCAGCAUGGCAUGGCACAUUGUAGCACAGCACAUUGUGGCACGGCAUGGCACGGCGCCCGCUGCCCCCUGUGCCAACGGCUGCCCCCGCGCCUGCGCCGACCUCUGGCACCACGUGGAGUGCGUGCAGGGGGGCUGCAAGCCAGGGUGCCGGUGCCCCCCGGGGCAGCUGCUGCAGGACGGGGCGUGCGUGCCCCUCGCCGAAUGUCGCUGCGGGCUGCCCGGGGCCAACAGCACCCGGGAGGUUUGGCCAGGGGAGGCAGCCGAGGUGGAGUGCCACAACUGCACCUGCGUGAACGGGACCUUGGCGUGCCCGGUGCCGGCGUGCCCGUCCUACGGGCCCUGGUCUGCCUGGAGCCCCUGCUCCAGCAGCUGCGGGGGCGGCCGCACCUCCCGGCACCGCGCCUGCCUGCCGAGCCCCGGCGGGGUGCCCUGCACGGGCACCGGCACCCAGGAGACGGCCGAGUGCAGCCCCCAGCCCUGCCCCGCCGGCUGCCAGCUGAGCCCCUGGUCCCCAUGGAGCCCCUGCAGUGCCAGCUGCGGAGGGGGCAGCUCGGAGCGGCGCCGGGAGCUGCUGGGAGGCGAGGAGGAGCCGUGCCCGCUCCCGGUGCUGCAGCAGCACCGCGUCUGCAACGCACACAACUGCACGCCGGAGUGUCCCCGCAGCCAGGUGUACGGGGACUGCGCCAACGCCUGCCCCCACGCCUGCGCCCACCUCCGCCCGGGGACGCGGUGCCUGCAGCAGCCCUGCCAGCCCGGCUGCGCCUGCCCGCACGGACAGGUGCUGCAGGACGGCGCCUGCGUGCGCCCCGAGGAGUGCCGCUGCGUGCUGGACCCCGCCGUGCCCUGGGCACUCAACCUCUCCCGGGAGGAGCAGGAGCAGGAGCACCCUCCCGGCAGCCGCCUGCAGCACCGCUGCAACAGCUGCAUCUGUCUCCGCGGCACCUUCAACUGCUCCCAGGAGGACUGCAGUGCCUGCCCGGAGGGCGAGCGCUGGCAGGACCCCGGGGUGCACGGCCCCGGGGUGCCAUCGGGCUGCGAUCGGAGCUGCACGGACAUCCCCGGUGAGCCCCCCCUGGGCUGCAGCACGGCCCCGGCCCCCGGCUGUGCCUGCGAGCCCGGCCGCUACCGCAACAGCAGCGGCCACUGCGUGCCCGCCGCGCUCUGCGAGUGCCUGCACCGGGGGCAGCUCCACGAGCCCGGCAGCGAGUGGCAGGAGGAGUGCGCGAGGUGCCGCUGCGUGGACGGCAGGGCUGCAUGCACAGACAGCUGCCCCCCGCUCUCAUGCCCCGAGGGCGAGGUGAAGGUGAAGGAGCCAGGACGCUGCUGCCCCAUCUGCAGGAUGGAGUGGCCGGAGGAGCCACCCUCCAUGUGCCGGCGCUUCACCGAGCUGCGCAACAUCACCAAGGGGCCCUGCUCGCUGCCCGGGGUGGAGGUCAGCUACUGCAGCGGGCGCUGCCGCUCCCGCACCGCCGUCACCCCCGAGGAGCCGUACCUGCAGACGCUGUGCGAGUGCUGCAGCUACCGCCUGGACCCCACCAGCCCCGUCCGCAUCCUCAGCCUGCCCUGCGCCGGCGGCACGGCGGAGCCGGUGGUGCUGCCCGUCAUCCACAGCUGCGAGUGCAGCAGCUGCCAGGGGGGGGAUUUCUCCAAGCGCUGACGUCCUGGCUGGCUGGAUGCUCCCCUCCGGGGCGUGACGGUGGUGGAGGACCCCACGGCACCCCAGUUCCCUGCCCC
Messenger RNA from Oxyura jamaicensis (ruddy duck), 1745 nucleotides. Its product is annotated as SCO-spondin-like. Bases 1 to 1668 code for a protein of 555 amino acids. Gene Ontology annotation, cellular component: extracellular matrix. NCBI's taxonomy places the organism in Eukaryota, Metazoa, Chordata, Aves, Anseriformes, Anatidae. Gene Ontology annotation, molecular function: protein binding. The transcript is spliced from 14 exons. The record is from RefSeq and is a predicted model, not a curated record.